GUGACCCUGAUAACUAUAUAGCAUACUAUCGGAGAGCUACUGUCUUCUUAGCGAUGGGAAAAUCCAAAGCAGCACUGCCUGACUUAACUAAAGUGAUUGAACUGAAGAUGGAUUUCACUGCAGCAAGGCUGCAGAGAGGCCACUUACUGCUCAAACAAGGAAAGCUCGAUGAAGCGGAAGAGGAUUUUAAGAAAGUGCUCAAAUCAAGCCCCAGUGAAAAUGAAGAGAAGGAGGCCCGGUCUCAGCUCGUAAAAUCCGAUGAGAUGCAGCGCUUACGCUCCCAAGCAUUCGCGGCUUUCGAGAGCGCCGACUACUCCGCUGCUAUAACCUUCCUUGAUAAGAUCCUGGAGGUUUGUGUUUGGGAUGCAGAAUUACGCGAACUUCGAGCUGAGUGUUUUAUAAAGGAAGGAGAGCCUAGGAAAGCCAUCAGUGACUUAAAGGCUGCUUCAAAACUGAAGCAUGACAACACGGAGGCGUUCUACAAGAUCAGCACGCUCUACUAUCACCUUGGGGACCAUGAGCUCUCCCUCAGCGAAGUCCGUGAGUGUCUGAAACUUGACCAGGAUCAUAAAAGGUGCUUUGCACACUAUAAGCAAGUGAAGAAACUGAAUAAGCUGAUUGAGUCAGCUGAAGAACUGAUAAGAGAUGGCAGAUACACAGAUGCAACCAGCAAAUAUGAAUCUGUCAUGAAGACAGAGCCCAGUGUUGCUGAGUAUACAAUCCGCUCCAAAGAAAGGAUCUGCCACUGCUUCUCUAAGGACGAGAAGCCUGUGGAAGCCAUUAGAAUAUGCUCUGAAGUUUUACAGAUGGAACCUGACAAUGUGAACGCUCUGAAAGAUCGAGCAGAGGCCUAUUUAAUAGAAGAAAUGUAUGACGAAGCCAUUCAGGACUAUGAAGCUGCUCAGGAACACAACGACAAUGAUCAGCAGAUCCGGGAAGGUUUAGAGAAAGCUCAGCGGUUACUGAAACAGUCACAGAAGAGAGAUUAUUACAAAAUCUUGGGAGUAAAAAGAAAUGCCAAAAAACAAGAAAUUAUUAAAGCCUACCGAAAACUAGCACUUCAGUGGCAUCCGGAUAAUUUCCAGAAUGAAGAGGAAAAGAAAAAGGCAGAGAAAAAGUUCAUUGACAUAGCAGCUGCUAAAGAAGUCCUCUCAGACCCAGAAAUGAGAAAGAAGUUUGAUGAUGGAGAAGAUCCUCUUGAUGCAGAGAGUCAACAAGGAGGUGGUGGCAACCCCUUCCACAGGAGCUGGAACUCAUGGCAAGGGUUCAAUCCCUUCAGCUCAGGCGGACCAUUCAGAUUUAAAUUCCACUUCAAUUAAACCAGCUGUUUUACUGCU
Messenger RNA from Myodes glareolus (Bank vole), 1337 nucleotides. NCBI's taxonomy places the organism in Eukaryota, Metazoa, Chordata, Mammalia, Rodentia, Cricetidae. The record is from RefSeq and is a predicted model, not a curated record.